GCACUCCGAGUCCGCCCGAGGAGCCGGGCCCCGGCCGCUGUCCAGCCGCUCCGUGCCCCGCGCGUCCUGCGCCGCUGCCACCGCCUCUUGGGGAGACGCAGCCACUUGCCCGCCAUGGAUACUCCCAGGGUCCUGCUCUCGGCCGUCUUCCUCAUCAGUUUUCUGUGGGAUUUGCCCGGUUUCCAGCAGGCUUCUAUCUCAUCCUCCUCGUCGUCCGCCGAGCUGGGCUCCACCAAGGGCAUGCGGAGCCGCAAGGAAGGCAAGAUGCAGCGGGCGCCGCGCGAGAGUGACGCGGCCCGGGAGGGCCAGGAACCACAGCCGCCGCCUCAGGACAAACCCCGGGCUCAGCAGCCCCGGGCGCAGGAGCCGCCAGGCAGGGGUCCGCGCGUGGUGCCCCACGAGUACAUGCUGUCAAUCUACAGGACUUACUCCAUCGCUGAGAAGCUGGGCAUCAAUGCCAGCUUUUUCCAGUCUUCCAAGUCGGCUAAUACGAUCACCAGCUUUGUAGACAGGGGACUAGACGAUCUCUCGCACACUCCUCUCCGGAGACAGAAGUAUUUGUUUGAUGUGUCCAUGCUCUCAGACAAAGAAGAGCUGGUGGGCGCGGAGCUGCGGCUCUUUCGCCAGGCGCCCUCAGCGCCCUGGGGGCCACCAGCCGGGCCGCUCCACGUGCAGCUCUUCCCUUGCCUUUCGCCCCAGCUGCUGGACGCGCGGACCCUGGACCCGCAGGGGGCGCCGCCGGCCGGCUGGGAAGUCUUCGACGUGUGGCAGGGCCUGCGCCACCAGCCCUGGAAGCAGCUGUGCUUGGAGCUGCGGGCCGCAUGGGGGGAGCCGGAAGCCGGGGAGGCCGAGGCGCGCGCGCGGGGACCCCAGCAACCGCCGCCCCCGGACCUGUGGAGUCUGGGCUUCGGCCGGAGGGUGCGGCCUCCCCAGGAGCGGGCCCUGCUCGUGGUAUUCACCAGAUCCCAGCGCAAGAACCUGUUUGCAGAGAUGCGCGAGCAGCUGGGCUCGGCCGAGGCUGCGGGCCCGGGCGCGGGCGCCGAGGGGUCGUGGCCGCCGCCGUCGGGCGCCCCGGACGCCGGGCCUUGGCUGCCCUCGCCCGGCCGCCGGCGGCGGCGCACGGCCUUCGCCAGUCGCCAUGGUAAGCGGCACGGCAAGAAGUCCAGGCUACGCUGCAGCAAGAAGCCCCUGCACGUGAACUUCAAGGAGCUGGGCUGGGACGACUGGAUUAUCGCGCCCCUAGAGUACGAGGCCUAUCACUGCGAGGGUGUAUGCGACUUCCCGCUGCGCUCGCACCUGGAACCCACCAACCACGCCAUCAUCCAGACGCUGAUGAACUCCAUGGAUCCCGGCUCCACCCCGCCUAGCUGCUGCGUGCCCACCAAAUUGACUCCCAUCAGCAUCCUAUACAUCGACGCGGGCAAUAAUGUGGUCUACAAGCAGUACGAGGACAUGGUGGUGGAGUCGUGCGGCUGCAGGUAGCGGUGCCUUUCCCGCCGCCUUGGCCCGGAACCGAGGCGGGCCAAGGUCCGCCUUGCAGGGGAGGCCUGGCUGCAGAGAGGCGGAGGAGGAAGCUGGCGCUGAGGGAGGCUGAGGGUGAGGGAACAGCCUGGACGUGAGAGCCGGUGGGAGAGGAGGGAGCGCAGCCUUCCCAGUACCUUCUACCUGCCAGCCCAGAGGGAGAUAUGGAUUUUCACACCUUGCCUGGCCACCCUGGAAAAACAAGCCAAGGAGGAUUUCUUUUGUUCUGUUUUUUUUUUUUUUUUCUCUCUCUCUCUCUCUAUUACUGUGGCUUUGGAUUUCCUUAUGUGUCUUACAGGCUUUGAUAGAAGGGGGAGGGGAGGAAAGAUGCAUACCCGUUUCUCAACUGCUCCAUGGAUUGAAAAAAUAACAGUUUAAAAAGGGAAACAAUAUGGGAGGAAGAAUCACCGCUGACCGCAUCUUGAUUUGGCUGGUUUUUACAUGUGUAAAGAAGGCGGGGUCUCUGGCCAUGUCAUAGCCCGUGUCUUGUGCCCUCUCACACAGAAAGUGUUAGAUAGGGAAAUUGGCAAAAGGAAUAGUUAAGUCAGGAAUGGUCCUGCCUGUAGGAGAGCUUUGAGAGAGGUGGGCCCGCGGUCACCCAUUUGUGUACUCUGUGAGUUUACCAGCUCUGUCCUGGCCUCUUUCGGUACCAGGAACUGGCAACCUUCAUCUCACUCCUGAGGGCCCAGGUCUCUGCCUUCAUUGUUGCUUUUUCUGGUGGGGGCAAGGGGAACUGGUAUGGAUGGAAUGACAAGAAUUAGUCCAAAUGGAACCCCCUGAAGGAUAGUGAGAAACCACAAGGCCUGCCUCUGACUGGGGCUGACGCGGAGCUGCAUUAGCCCAGGCUGGAGGUAGCCCACCCAAACGCCCUUUCUGAUUCUAAUUGAUUUCUUUCAACAGAAUUUGCCAAAAUUCAGUCAUGCCCUUCUGAGGGGAAGAUGAUUUCCCAGUUCAAAAAAAUGGGCAGGAGUGGGGCACACAACAACAUAAGAGCUACAAAGGAGGGAAUAGAAACCAAGAAGUAGAAGGAGUCCCAUCAGGAGGGAAGAUGGUGGGCCUCAGGGAGGAUGAGGAUCAAGGGACAGGCCAGGAGCCAGGAGUGGGGAAGGGAGGGAUGAAAGGGGACACAAGUCCCUGUCUCUGAAGUUUCUUUAAAAUCUAAGUUCCCUCCCCUCUCUUUGACAUUCCUGAAAGAUUACCAGCCAGCAAUAGCCCAGGGCUCCCCCAAAAGAAUUGUUUCAGAUUGUAAUUAUCAGUUAGGCAAUGUUUUUAAAACUUAGUAAUGAGAAACUGUGAAAAGAGCCAAGUGUUACAUUGAGCUUGGGGUGGGAGAUGGGGAACAGGCAGUGAGGAAGGAGACAGGGGUGGAAUUCAUCUUCUGGGAGGAAGCUGGAGAGAGCACAGUGAAAUUGAAAUAUCCAUUCCCAGAUAGUCAAAAACAUGAACUUUCCCCCAGCCUGCACCAGUAUUGUUUUCAAACAUUGCCCAUGAAUAGGCCCUUUGAAGAGUUAGCUUCCUCCUCAUCUUUGACUAUAAAAUUGUUUAAUCAAUGGAAUUUGUACCAGCCCUUAAAAAAAGUUUUAGUUUUUCCUAAGUGAUUUUGCUCUCUUCCAAUCUAAACCUGUUGCUUGUUUGGUUCAGAGAACUACAAACUGUCAAAGAAAGGGUGGGGAUGAUAAGAAAUGCUAAUAUAAAAAUGCUAAGUGAAAAAAAGACUUGGCCAGGAGAAAUAAUUUAAAAUGCACAUUUGCUUUGGAUGCACUGUUGUUUUGUUAAGGCUGUAUAUAUUUGUUUAUUUAAGGUGACUGAAAGUGCAAAGAGGA
This is a messenger RNA of Symphalangus syndactylus (siamang), 3344 nucleotides long. It is a transcript of the gene GDF6, whose product is annotated as growth differentiation factor 6. Gene Ontology annotation, biological process: BMP signaling pathway. The record is from RefSeq and is a predicted model, not a curated record. Gene Ontology annotation, cellular component: extracellular region. Gene Ontology annotation, molecular function: cytokine activity; growth factor activity. Lineage: Eukaryota; Metazoa; Chordata; Mammalia; Primates; Hylobatidae.